AUGGAAUUACGACAUCUGAGAUACUUCAUUACUGUGGCUGAAGAACUCAACUUUAGCAAAGCAGCAUUGAGACUUUAUACAGCACAACCCUCACUCAGCCAGCAGAUCAAAGAUCUUGAAGAAGAUGUCGGUGUUCGGCUGUUAAACCGGACCAAACGUAAAGUUGAACUUACUGAAGAAGGUGCUGUUUUUCUGGAGCAAGCACGCUUAACUUUAGCACAAGCCGAUAAGGCUGUUGCUAUGGCAAGACAGGUCUCCAAAGCCAGACAGCUAUUGUUAAGGAUUGGGUUUGUACCCGUGGCUGAAAUAAAGAUUUUCCCUUAUGUCUUACCAAAUUUAAGAGUACAAAAUCCUGAGCUAAAAAUUGAGUUAUUAAGCUUAAAUAACCUUGAACAAAUGCGCGCAUUGAAAAAGGGUGAGCUGGAUAUCAGCUUUAGCAGGCACAAUUUUCAUAAUGAUGAAAUCGAAAGUAAAUUUGUGCUCCGUGAGCCGUUAAUUUUUGUUUUACCCAAAGAUCACCCUUUAGCCAAGUAUGAACGUAUCCCUGUUAAAGCGCUCAAUGGGAUCGAUUUUAUUAUUCCUGCUGAAGAACAAUCCACGACCUUGCACAAUACCAUUUUAGAGUUUGCCAAACACAAUCAUAUUGAAUUGAAUAUCGUCCAAAAAGCUGACAAUAUUUCAUUGAAUAUUAAUUCAGUUGGGGCGGGCUUAGGCUGUACAAUUUUGCCAAACUAUAUUGCGCCAUUAAUCAACAGUAACACCGUCAUUCGACCUUUAGAUAUUGAGCUUCCCUAUCUAGACUUGUAUGUAAGUUAUCGAAAAAGUGCUGGCUCUGUUGCAAUACAAAAAUUCAUUGAACUAUUAACCAAAAGCAAAAAUAAGACCGCUGCGACAAGACAUAGAGCGUAG
Messenger RNA from Oppiella nova, 909 nucleotides. The record is from the annotation of a GenBank genome assembly. NCBI's taxonomy places the organism in Eukaryota, Metazoa, Arthropoda, Arachnida, Sarcoptiformes, Oppiidae.